CACACACACGCGCACGCGCUGUGCCACCGGAACAGGCAGGCGGGAAGGGGAGCCCACCCGAAACACACACACACCCUCGCGAUCGAAAAGGAAGAAGCCCCACCGAUUUAAGGUGGCCAUGACUUUAGCCUGUACGACCCGCGUUUGACGUGUGUGAGUGCGCGUGAGUGGAGGUGUGAGUGCGGCGGAAGCAAGAAGAGGAGCUCCUUGAUCGGAGUGCAGAGGAUCGGCACAGUCCCGGCGGCACGUGACAAGAAGAGAGGCAGCCCAGCCGAAACGCCAUCAUCGGCGAAGCAUCGUCAAAGGCUGCUGCACCAUGCGGCUACAGCGGCCGACGCCGGGGGCGCUGCUUGCCGCCGCAGUCCUUGCGGUCUCCUUAGCCAGCGCAAGGUCGCAGGGCUUCCCGUGCUACCAGGAGGGCUUCUACCGGGACCCGAACCACUGUGGCCGCUUCUACCGGUGCGCGCCCGUGCGGAACCGGCCGGGCGUCUUCACGCUCUACACGUUCGGCUGCCCCGAAGGGACGGCGUUCGACGAGUACCAGCGGAUGUGCGUGGAGCCGCACUACGACGACCCGUGCUUCAACCAGGUGUCCCGGGGACCGGCCUACGUGCCGCACCACUCCAUGCACCCGUUCAGGGCUCCCGUGCGGUCCAGCUUCAGGGACGGCCAGCAGCUGCCCUGCCGACGGGACGGCUUCCACGCGCACCCUUACGACUGCAACAGGUUCUACCGAUGCGUGCGGUACGAGCAGGACUCGUUCUACAGCAUCUACGAGUUCAAUUGCCCUGAAACGCUCGUCUACGACCAAGCAACCGGUACCUGCAACUACGCCGAACUCAGUGAAUCGGAGUGUCUCGCGAAUCAACGGCAGCCAAACAACAGCGUUAGCUGGAGCCAGAGUAACCCUGUUUCAGACUCUUCGAGCUGGUCACUGGCCGGAGCUGGUCCCGGAAAUGGUCAAUGGGGAGACACUCACCAGAACAUUGAACAGGGUCAGCAGGAAAGCAGCGCUUGGUCCCAAGUCCAGGGUCUGGAGUCAGUUAAUCACGGUCACGCACAAAGCCAGCCACAAGAUUCGUGGAAUGGUCAAGGGGGCAGCCAGGAAGAACCUCGUUGCACCAGGGAAGGUUUCUUCGGACACCCGGAUGAUUGCAACAAGUUCUACAGGUGCGUUUCGGGCGGCGCGGAUUCCUUUGUUGUGUACGUGUUCAGCUGCGGAGAGUCUCUAGUGUGGGACGAAGCGCAGAGCACGUGCAAUUACCCGUAUGCUGUAGAAGGGCGGUGCAAAAAUGCAGCGCCUGGCCCCUCCCAACAGCCAACAUUCCCUGAACAACCCCAGGGAUGGCCGCAACAGGGUACUGGAGGUGGUCGACCCGGGGGAACGUUGCCGCAACAACCACAGCGGUGGCCACAGCAGGGCACUGGAGGUAGCCAGCAGCCUGGAGGUAGUGGAGGAGAUGGACCGCUGCCAGGUGAUACAAGACCUGGUGACACAAGGCCUGGUGAUAUUGGGUCCAGCAACCCGAGACCGGGCGACACACGACCAUGUGACAAUCAAACUACCCCGGGGCAACAAGGUGGUUCAGCAUCCGGACAAGCAACUCCUUCAAACAAAGACUUACCAUGCCCCAGGGAAGGCUUCUACCGCAACCCUCAUAACUGUUACAGAUUUUAUCGGUGUGUGAGGCGCGAAGGCGGAAGUGGCUUUGACGUCUAUGAAUUCAACUGUCCCGAUGGACUCGUCUUCGACGAGAGGUACAGCGUAUGCAACUGGCCAUACCAAGCACCCCCCUGCGAAGAAAGUCACUCGGCCCAAAUUGUACAACCCGGGCAAGGUGGUCAAGGGCAAGGGGGAUAUCCAGGUCAAGGAGGUCGGCCAGGACAGGGAGGUAUAUCAGGUCAGCCAGGUAGUCCAGGACGACCAGGAACGGGUGGCACUCCGGGACGACCAGGCAGUCCAGGAACACCAGGGACAGGUGGUACACCGGGACGGCCAGGUACUCCGGGAACACCGGGGACGGGUGGCACACCGGGACGACCAGGUACUCCGGGAACACCGGGGACGGGUGGUACACCGGGACGGCCGGGUACGCCUGGAACACCGGGGACGGGUGGUACACCGGGACGGCCAGGUACUCCGGGAACACCAGGCACGGGUGGUACACCAGGACGGCCAGGUACUCCAGGAACACCGGGGGCGGGUGGUACACCAGAACGGCCAGGUACUCCGGGAACACCAGGGACGGGUGGUACACCGGGACUACCAGGUACUCCGGGAACACCGGGGACGGGUGGUACACCGGGUCGGCCAGGUAGUCCAGGAACACCUGGGACAGGUGGUACGCCGGGUCGGCCAGGCAGUCCAGGACAAGGUGGCAUACCCAGUCAGCCUGGUAGGCCAGGUCCACCAGGCCAAGGUGGCACACCUGGUGGACCAGGCACUCCAGGGCGGCCAGGACAAGGAGGCCUACCAGUUCAACCAGGACAGGGAGGAAGGCCAGUUCAGCCUGGACAGUCAGGUGGUCCUGGACUACCAGGGCAACCUCCUCUGCCAGGUCAGCCAGUACCAGCACAGCCUGGAAACCGACCAGGUCAUCCAGGACAGGGAGGCAGCCCUGGGCAAGGUCCACAACCAGGACAAGGAGGGCAGCCCAGUGGCCCCAGUCCAAGUCAUCCAUCGGGAGACGAGGGCGGCCGCGAACAAAGACCAUCGUGCCCACAGGAAGGUUUCUUCAGACAUCCUCAAAGCUGCUACCGAUUUUAUCGCUGCGUGAGCGGUAAUAGCCAAGGCAAUUUUGUAAUCUAUGAAUUUAAUUGUCCAGAGGGGCUUGUGUUCGAUGAACGUUACAGCACGUGCAACUGGCCAUCCGAUGCGCCACCAUGUGAUGGCGCGGCACCCCCGCCUGUAGGCCAAGCACCCCCUGCACCUAGUCAGCCAGGUGGUCCUCCUGUGGGGCCAGGGCGACCUGGAGCUCCAGGACAACCAGGGCAGGCUCAGCCAGGCCAGCAACCAGGACAGGGGCAACCAGGUCAGCCAGGACAACCUGGUCGACCGGACCGACUGCCAGGCCAGCCAAGACCAGGGCGGCCAGGUCAAGGGCAACCUGGACAGCCAGGGAGACCAGGGCAACCUGUACUACCACCGCAACCAGGCCAAGGACCGCCAGGCCGUCCAGGGCAAGGAACACCAGGCCAGCCAGGACCAGCACAACCGGGACAAGGGCGACCGGGCCAGCCAGGGCAACAACGCCCGCCUGGUUCAAGCCAGCAAGGAGGACCCAGCAGGCUUCCAUGUCCUCAAGAAGGCUUCUUCCGACAUCCUGAUAACUGCCAUCGAUUCUACCGCUGUGUUGACACUGGCAGCGGUUUUGUGGCAUACGAAUUCAAUUGUCCCGAAGGCCUUGUAUUCGAUGAACGGUAUAGUACUUGCAAUUGGGCUGAUGCGGCUCCUCCUUGCGAUGAAAGGCCACCGCUCGGCAUGCCUGCGCCUGGUGGUGGCGGAAGGCCUCAGCCUAGUCCCGGACAGCCUAGUCCCGGACAGCCUAGUCCCGGACAGCCUAGUCCCGGACAGCCUAGUCCCGGACAGCCCAGUCCCGGACAGCCCAUGCCGCGUCCUCCCAGACCUCCACAGACGCCACCACCCGCUGCCACGCCUACUCAACCACCGGCAUCACCACCAAGCAGGCCUCAAACACCAAGCGUGCCAGCAGGCACCACCCCUCCGGGAACUACCGGCCCCAUGACAGAAAGCACUCCUAUUACACCCGGCACUGGCAGCACUCCCACCGAGAGUACAGGGACUACUCCAACAGGAACAGCAGGCACACCUACCGACAGUACAGGAACUACGCCAGGAGAAACUGCUAGUACACCAACAGAUAGCACAGGAACAACUCCUUCGGUGACCACAGAGACAGGCACAACUGGCACAAUGCCAUCUUCACCAGGAAACACUCCUACCAUGCCACCUUCCCCUGAAACGACGCCCGCAGGCACCGGUAGCUCUGUCGCUGGCACGCCAAUUACCGGCGAAGGCGGACCGACGCAAGCUCCUCCACAGCCUGGUUCUGUUCCUGGAGGUACGCCCAGCGUGAGAGACCCCAAUGGACAUCCAUCGGGUUUGAACUGCCCCCGAACAGGCUUCUUCAGGGAUCCAAGUGACUGCACAAAGUUUUACCGCUGUGUCGACUUUUACAUGACAGGCCGAAAUUAUGUAGUAUAUCGCUUUGAUUGUCCCGAGGGAACUGUCUUCGACGAAAGAUACAGCGUAUGCAAUUGGCCUGACCAAGCUGCGCCUUGCGACCAGACGCCUGGCUCACAACCAGGACAGGGUCAACCAGGACAGGGCCCACCAGGACAGGGCCCACCAGGACAGGGCCCACCAGGACAGGGCCCACCAGGACAGGGCCCACCAGGACAGGGCCCACCAGGACAGGGCCCACCAGGACAGGGCCCACCAGCGCAGGGCCCACCAGCGCAGGGCCAACCAGGACAAGGCCAGCCACCUCAAGGACAACCAGCACCACCAGGAGGUCCUCAGCCACCCCAAGGUCAACCAGGUGGUGGUCCACAAGGUCCAGGUCCCGCGCCACCAGCCACUGAUGUGACGUCGCCUCGAGAGCCCACGACCCCCGAAGCAUCGGGUCUCUCAUGCCCCGAUUCUGGAUUCUUCAGGAAUCCUCAAGAUUGUCACCGAUUCUACCGGUGCGUCGACCAGUCUGAAAGUGGACGGGGUUUUGUUGUCUACGAAUUCAACUGCCCAGCUGGUUUAGUCUUUGACGAGAGGAUUAGUGUAUGCAACUGGCCACAGGAUGCGCCUCCGUGUGAAGGUGGUCAAGGACAGGGGCCUAGUAUAGGUGCUGCACCAGUACCACCAAGCAGGCCACCGAGCCAACCACCUAGCCGUCCCCCAAGUCGACCACCGAGCCAACCACCUAGCCGUCCCCCAAGUCGGCCACCGAGCCAACCACCUAGCCGUCCCCCAAGUCGACCACCGAGCCAGCCACCUAGCCGUCCCCCAAGCCGUCCCCCAAGCCGGCCCCCAAGCCGGCCCCCAAGCCGGCCCCCAAGCCGGCCCCCAAGCCGGCCCCCAAGCCGGCCCCCGAGCCAGCCACCGAGCCGUCCUCCAAGCCAGCCACCGAGCCGUCCUCCAAGCCAGCCACCGAGCCGUCCUCCAAGCCAACCGCCAGGCCAACCGCCAAGCCAACCGCCAAGCCAACCGCCAAGCCAGCCACCGAGCCAACCUCCGAGCCAGCCACCGAGCCAACCUCCGAGCCAACCUCCGAGCCAACCUCCGAGCCAGCCGCCAAGCCAGCCGCCGAGCCAGCCGCCGAGCCAGCCGCCGAGCCAGCCGCCGAGCCAGCCGCCGAGCCAGCCGCCGAGCCAGCCGCCGAGCCAGCCGCCGAGCCAGCCUCCAAGCCAGCCUCCAAGCCAGCCUCCAAGCCAGCCUCCAAGCCAGCCGCCUAGCCAGCCGCCUAGCCAGCCGCCUAGCCAGCCGCCUAGCCAGCCGCCUAGCCAGCCUCCGAGCCAACCUCCGAGUCAGCCGCCCAGUCAACCCCCAAGUCAGCCACCGCAAGGAGAGAGUUGCAGGCCACAGUGCAGCAGGACCGGCUUCUUCCGCAACCCAAGUGAUUGCACCAAAUUCUAUCGGUGUGUGGACUUCUACCAGGACGCCACAUACGUCGUGUUUAACUUUGACUGUCCGGCGGGUCUCGUAUUCGACGAGCGUUACAGCGUCUGCAACUGGCCCCACGAUGCACCGGCCUGCGAUGGCUCUUCAGACCCAAGUGCCGCUGGCAGCUGCGCACCAUCUCCUGGUCCCUCCCCGCCACAGCAGCCCGGCCCACCACAACAGCCGCAGCCUGCACAACCUCAGCAGCCACAGCCUCGACCACCUCCAUCACACCCAAUGCCUCCACCCCGACCAGCCGACUCUUCGGUAUGCAGCAGGGAGGGGUUCAUAAGGGAUCCUGCGGACUGCCACAAAUUCUACCGGUGCGUAGACACCUACCAGGAUGGAAGGUUGACAGCUGUCCAUUUUGACUGCCCUGCGGGACUCGUGUUCGACGAGCGAUACAGUGUUUGCAACUGGCCUCGCGACGCUCCACCAUGUGAUGACCAGCCUCAGCCACCGCCUCAGCCACCGCCUCAGCCACCGCCUCAGCCGCAGCCUCAACCGCAGCCUCAACCGCAGCCUCAACCGCAGCCUCAACCGCAGCCUCAACCACAGCCUCAACCACAGCCACAGCCCCCACCUCGACCAGAACCAAUUGAAGCAACUACAGCGCCUUGCGACAAGACAACUGCACCAUCCUCAGAAACGACACCUCAAGUCACAACGCCCUCGGAAGCUGCACCUUAUGAAGCGUCGACACCGUCUGAAGCAACAACGCCCUCUGAAGCGAUGACGUCACCUGAAGCCACGACCCCGGAGACCACAAUGGCACCGACGACGGCCGCGACCACUCCAGCCGCCAUGACCGAAGCGCCGACAACGCCAGCGGCCAGCACGAUGGAGCCCACGACGACGCCUUCCAGUCGCCAGCCCAAAAAGCUCGACGACCUCAUCCUGUGCGACAAGGAUGGCAACUUCGCAUUCGACGGUGACUGCGUCCAUUUCUACCGCUGCACUGGCGGGAAAUCCGAAAAGGCCGAGCUGUUCAAGUGCCCCGACAAGUACUACUUCGACACCAAGAUCGGCUUCUGUCGCCGAAAGAGGAAGAACUUCAAGUGCGACAAGACACCGUCGCCAGACUUGAUGGCCCGUCUUCCUCCGGACUUCAUGCAGUCCGCCAUAGUGGCCGGACCUGGUUUCUUGUGGGACUGAUGAAUAGGACAUUUAGCAUACGUGCGCUGGAGCAAGAUAUACAUGCGUAGCCGAACACUUGGCGAUUCGCGAAGUGCUAGCCGUUUCCUCUUAAAGCUUAAAGUGUCCAGUCAUCCAUCAUAGUGGUCCUCGCCCAUCUGUCAUUCCUACUUCUCACUCUCAUUUGCCGACGGCUCACUUUUGGCACCGCGGCUGCUCGGGGCCUAGUUAAUCAUGUGGUUCUAUUAAUAGCACAAAGCUGGUGCGGAGAGAGGAAAGAGGCAGGACAGCCAAGUGUCACAAACGGCUUCCUCCGCUGCGCUUUAGAACCGCCAGAAGUUCGGUGUCGCCAACGAGAAGGUACUGGUAGCCCCACCACGGCAAUAUGGACGUGCUCGCCAUAUAUGCUCUUGUAUAUCUUUCCCGCACAGCCACGCAUGGCCACCGAGCUCCGUCGCCCACCCUGUACACGAUAGCUGUUCACAACACUUUGCUUGCCGGCCGUAUUAUUUGAUUUAUUUGAUUUGCCGUGUAAAACAUUCCACCGAUAGCAAGAAGACAAAAAACACGUGUAGAUACUCUGGGGGCAUUCCAGGACAACCUGCUAGGCAAAUACGCAUUCUUCUUUUUUUCCUGUGUCGUGAGUAGGUUCUCAAGACGUGGUUGCUUUCUGGUCUCACUAUUUAAGAACGACUAUGAAAGGAACUGUAGCAGUAUUGGACGUGAGCCCAGCCUCAGAUGGCGUUGAGACGUGCGUCGAGAGUGCGACGUGUCCGCCAGCUCACCGUGCUGAUGACAAGCGGAACAGGGGUUUGUAGAGUGGUUAGGCUAAUCAUUGUCUGACAUUAAAGGAAUACUUCAUGCCACGUUGUUGCUUCCGUCAUUGUGAAUGAUUUCGGGCUGGAUGGCUUUUUUCUCUUUCUUUAGACUGAAUAUCUUCGACUUCAAAACAAGCUUUCUUUCUGUGGUUCAGUGUUUCCGUUCUUGCGCUUCCUUACAUCAGUCUGGCCUGCACAGACACCAGCUUCUCUGUUCUGCUUUCCAAUGUCGAGUGCCUUCAGGUUUGUAAGAGCUAACCUUCGAGACUGUAGCUUCAACGUGCUUCACUGUCAUUGCAGCCAACGAGAAUGGCGUGUUUGCGCAAUUAUAUGCGCCUUGUUCUUUUUUCUCACACUCAUUCGGAUAAAAUGAUAGAAGUUACUUAGAUCCCGCAUUCAUUUUUCUAUGCUCACAUCUUUGUGUAGCAUAAACAGGCGGUGGUGUUAGCAAAGAAGCAACCUUCAAAUUACGACUGCAUUUGCUUUGAUGCUCUGUUGAAAAAGAGAGUGACCUCAAGAAUUGAACAGUAUCUGAGAUGCGACUUUUCGUGACAAUUUUUAUUCAGAACAGUGCAGAGUUUCGCCACAAAUGAAUUAAUUCAUUCGUAUUCGUGAAAAUCAGUGCUUUCCGCGAAUAUAUUGUUUGUGGUAGACAUAGUUGGAGGGAGAGACAUUUAGCAUCGAAGCAAGCCUGACGCAUACCUUCUGCUAUAAACUUUUUCUGUAAAAUAUGAAGCAUGCUUGUAAUUACCGCGUCUCAGGGCUCUCAGAACGAAUAAAAUGCGGCAUCCAAGGUGACGCGUGUCUCGUUUUUUUUUAUGUCUCUACUGAUAUGCCUCAUCGUGCAGCUAUUGCAGGUUAAAGCUCUCUUUCGGUACAUCACCGGUUCUUCUGGGUCAUACGCAAACAGUGCUUCCUUAUAUUAAUAUGCCCUAUCUUUGAGGUAUAACAAAGCAAUCUUUCGACGAUGUUUGUCUUCAAGGUAAUUCUCGUCUUCCAAAGCACAUCGAAACAAAGACUACAAGUUGGGUGCGAGCAUGGUGUCGCAGUAUACCUUUCUGCGACUUUGAGGUAUGUUUACUUAGUAUUUAUUUUGUAGCCUUCACUUGUGACUAUUUCGAAUAAAAGAAACGAUAUUACUA
Messenger RNA from Dermacentor andersoni, 8768 nucleotides. RefSeq lists its product as uncharacterized. Gene Ontology annotation, cellular component: extracellular region. Lineage: Eukaryota; Metazoa; Arthropoda; Arachnida; Ixodida; Ixodidae. The record is from RefSeq and is a predicted model, not a curated record. Gene Ontology annotation, molecular function: chitin binding.